Capsicum annuum is the source of this 3655-nucleotide messenger RNA. RefSeq names its product E3 ubiquitin-protein ligase WAV3. Bases 1064 to 3253 code for a protein of 729 amino acids. The record is from RefSeq and is a predicted model, not a curated record. The transcript is spliced from 2 exons. Lineage: Eukaryota; Viridiplantae; Streptophyta; Magnoliopsida; Solanales; Solanaceae.
UUUUCACAAAUCUCCAUAAAACCAAAGUCAAGAAAACCAACCAACAACACAAACAGGUCAGCUCUUCCUUUCUUCACCAGAAAAAUUUCACCUUAUUAAUCUCCCCCUCUUCCUUUUACUCUUCUCAUUUUCCAUCUCCAAUGUCAAAAAAUGGCAAAAAUGCUUCUUCUUUAUCACCCUUUAUAACUCUUUCUUCUUACUAAACCCUCUUCUAUUCUCUCCUCUCCUCUUUUAUUUAAACAUUUUUCUUGGUUUUUGUGCCUCACUUUCUCUUCUGUACCUCAAAUAACCAAAAGGGUUUCAACAGCUUAGCUGCAUUUCUUCAAAAAAUAUUGAAAAAGGUUGUCUUUUUAAGUCAAACUUAGCAAAAUAGCAGUAAAGAAAAAAAUCAAAAAAGUGAAAAAAGGGAGGAUUUUCUUUUUUUGGUUUGUUUUUUUGCUUGUUUUGGUGAAUACUCAUUGAGGGGUUGGUGAUUCUUGAAGUUUUUCAUUAAGGGGUUGUUAGAAUUUUGCUAAAAAGAUUGUCUUUUUAAGUCAAUCUUAGCAGAAUUAGUAAAGGGGAAAAAAUCAAGAAAGUGAAAAAAGGGAGGUUAUUUUCUUUUUUCUUUUUUUGGUUUGUUUUUUGCUUGUUUUGGUGAACACUCAUUAAGGGGUUGGUGAUUCUUGAAGUUUUUCAUUAAGGGGUUGUUAGAAUUUUGCUAAAAAGAUUGUCUUUUUAAGUCAAUCUUAGCAGAAUUAGUAAAGGGGAAAAAAAUCAAGAAAGUGAAAAAAGGGAGGUUAUUUUCUUUUUUUGGUUUGUUUUUUGCUUGUUUUGGUGAACACUCAUUAAGGCGUUGGUGAUUCUUUAAGUUUUUCAUUAAGGGGUUGUUAGUAUUUUGCUAAAAAGAUUGUCUUUUUAAGUCAAUCUUAGUAGAAUCAGUAAACAAAAAAAAUCAAGAAAGUGAAAAAAGGGAGGUUUAUUUUAUUUUUUUUGGUUUUUGUUUGUUUUGGUGAAAAUCCAUUAAAGGGUUGGUGAUUCUUGGGUUUCUUUGAUAAGGGGUUGUUUGGAAUUUUGCUUUAGAAAAAUGGUGAGUAAAUGGGGGAAAGUGAAAUUGGCACUUGGUUUGAAUCUUUGUACUUAUGUUCCUAAAAGAACAUUAGAUGAUAAUGAUGAUAGUGGUAGUAGUAGUUCAACUGUUUCUGAAUCAGAGAGGCAUUCUGGUACUGCCCUUAUUUCUCCUGUGAUGGCUGAUUGGGAUGUUGCUCCUGCUACUCCAAGGUCACAUGUGUUGAAGCUGUCAAAGAGCUUGAGUAGAUCUUCUAAGAAAACAUGCUCAAUAUGUUUGGCUUCAAUGAAGAGAGGGGAUGGCCAUGCUAUAUUCACUGCUGAAUGUUCACAUUCGUUUCACUUCCAGUGCAUUGCUUCAAACGUGAAACAUGGAAACCAAGUUUGCCCAGUUUGCAGGGCAGAAUGGAAAGAAAUUCCUCUUCAGUUUCCCAGCCUAGAUCCUCCUAUUGGGAGGGCUAGAGUUAAUCCUGUGGACUGGCCCCAAAAUAAUGCACUAAUGACUGUAAUACGUCGUUUACCAACAGCCCGUCCAACACCAAAUCGGCAUAUUUCCCCACUAUUUCAGGUUCCUGAGCCAGCCGUGUUUGAUGAUGAUGAAUCUUUGGGUCAGCUGCUCAAUUCUACUGAGAAAAGUGCUUCUGAUGAGAGUUCAAUAGAUGGUUGCGAGUCUCGUGACAACAGAAAAGUAAAGAUUGAAACUUACCCUGAGAUUCCUGCAGUCUCAAGGUCCAGUGCUUCAGAGAACUUCACCGUGUUAGUUCAUGUGAACGCUCCUGGUUCAGUCUCGGUACAAGAUCCAGGCAAAAACCAGGUAAAUUUGUCCCAGGUUUCUCAAACGCCUCGUGCUCCUGUUGACCUUGUCACAGUUCUUGACAUCAGUGGAAGUAUGGCUGGUACCAAACUUGCGCUACUAAAACGAGCUAUGGGUUUUGUGAUACAGAAUCUUGGUCCCAAUGAUAGGCUGGCAGUAAUUGCCUUCUCUUCGACAGCUCGACGCCUCUUCCCUCUUCGUAGGAUGUCCGAAACAGGAAGGCAGCAAGCACUGCAAGCUGUGAACUCCCUGGUUGCAAAUGGAGGGACAAAUAUUGCUGAAGGCUUGAGAAAAGGUGCCAAGAUAAUGGAAGACCGUAGGGAAAAGAACCCCGUUGCUAGUAUAAUACUGUUGUCUGAUGGUCAGGACACAUACACAGUGAGUAAUAAUUCUGGUAGUAGCCAGCAGCAACCUAACUACAAGCGGCUUCUACCUGUGUCCAUUCAUGGUGGAAAUAGUUCAGGGUUCAAAAUACCAGUACAUGCUUUCGGGUUUGGUGCUGAUCACGAUGCUUCAUCAAUGCAUUCGAUAUCAGAUAUUUCAGGAGGAACGUUUUCAUUUAUUGAGACAGAAGGUGUCAUGCAGGAUGCUUUUGCUCAAUGUAUUGGGGGCCUCCUCAGUGUUGUUGUCAAGGAGCUUCAGGUGAGUAUUGAGUGUCUUCACCCAGGCGUCUGUCUUAGCUCCUUAAAAGCAGGAAGCUAUCCAAACCGCUUAAUGUCUGAUGGACGUAUGGGAACAAUUGAUGUUGGAGAUUUAUACGCUGAUGAAGAGAGGGAUUUUCUGGUUUCAAUCAAUAUCCCUACUGAAUCUUCAUGUGCGGAAACAUCACUGUUAAAGGUUAAGUGCGUAUACGUGGAUCCUUUCACGAAAGAGAAGGUUUCCAUCAGAAGUGAAGAUCUUAGGAUCAAGAGACCUGAAAAGGCUGGACAAGAGAGUGUUUUAAUUGAAGUGGACAGGCAGCAGAACAGGCUCCGAGCAGCCGAGGCAAUGGCACAGGCCCGAGCUGCUGCUGAGAAAGGAGACCUAGUUGGCGCGACUUCCAUCCUAGAGAACUCCAGAAAGUUGUUGUCAGAGUCAGAGUCGGCUAAAUCUCAUGAUCGGCUUUGUGUCGCACUUGAUGCUGAGCUCAAGGAGAUGCAGGAAAGGAUGGCAAGUAGACAUGUAUACGAGGCAUCAGGAAGGGCAUAUAUCUUGUCAGGGCUGAGCUCACACUCGUGGCAGAGAGCAACAGCACGAGGUGACUCCACAGAUGGUUCAAGUCUUGUCCAAACCUAUCAAACUCCUUCCAUGGUUGAGAUGUUAACUCGAUCUCAGGCUACAUUACUCGCUAGCCCUUCAGCUCAAAGACUUGUUCGACCAGUGUGGUCAUUUGCAUCACAACCAAAGCCUAGAUGACAGUUACAUAACCAUGGAGGGUGAUCUCAAAUAAGCCUAGUACGUUACUUAGUGCUGUCUUUCCUCUUUCUAUUACUAUUAGUUUUUGAAAGGCUGAGAAGUUUUCGAAUGUCCAUAUAUUCAUGUCUAUUCUUGUAAAGGAAUAAACUUCAGCCAAGCAAAAUUUGGGAAAGGUGCAAUAUAAUUUUGGGAAAUGGAAUGUAAGGGCAAGUAGUUAGGUUGUUAUGAUGACUUUUUCGGUCCUCGUUUUGUCUUUUGUUUCGACUCUUUGUUGUUGGGGGUGAUGUACAUAAGGAGAGAUGGCUUAUUUCUCUGGUAAAAUGGAUAUAAGUUUGUAACUGUGGGAUUUUCUUGGAGAACUGUCAGCUAUAUAUUAAAAAAUCCUGCUAUGUGAUUCGUUUC